AUGUCAGAAUCCGACCCUUCAUACAUCUUCUCCCAAAAAAACUCUAGACUCCCCGAAGACACUGUCUUCUUCACCAUAUUCCCGGACUCCUCCCUUUCACCAGACCCCAAAUCCCAAAAUUCCAAAACUACCCUUCUUCUCUCCCCUCAUCUCCAGUCUCUCCACCUCCAAAUCCUCCAGUAUCUCUCCCAAUACACCACCAAUUACAUAUGGCAGCACGAACCCUUCACUUUCUCCCCCUCUACCCAAUCACCCUGUUCCUUUUGCCCCUCAAAUCACAUCCCUCAUCUUCAUGGAAAGCUCAGAUAUGGAGACAAUCUUGAAGAUGAAUGGUUCAUUGUCUUUUUACUCUUUCAAGCCUCACAAAAAUUCCCAAAUCUUUCAAUCCAUGUAUGGGAUACAGAUGGUGAGUUUCUCCUAAUCGAAUCAGCUUUCCACCUCCCAAAAUGGGUCAACCCUGAAACCACCACCAACAGAAUCUUUAUCAGAAAUGGAAACCUACACAUCAUCCCCAAAGAUCAUUUCCCUUCAAAUCCCACUUUAGACAAUGCUCUUUCAUAUCUAAUCAAACAAGAAAACCAAACCAAAGCUCCAAAUUCAGUCCAAUUAGCCAUAAAGAAUCGAAUUGGGGAUUACCCAGAAAGAGCAAUCAAGAAUAUGCAUAAAGUUAGGGUUAGGGUUCCAAUUCUAAUAGCUCAAAUCUUGAAACACGAACCGUGUUUAAUCUCAUUAGCAGUUGAAGGGUUUUAUGAUCGCGAUAUAGAUUCAAUGAAGUAUGCUGCAAAAAUGGAAAGAUUUUUGCCAAAUAAAAGCUCUGAUGAGAUUGUUGAAGUGUCAGUGACAAUGUCACGUGCAAUGUAUGCACAAUUGAUGCAACAAACUUUUCAAGCACCAAAGUGUUACCCAAUGCCAGCUAGGAGUGAGAGUGGGUACACGUCAGCAGAGUUGGGUAUGAAGAUAGCUUGUGGGUUCGAGAUGAUUUAUCAGAUUAAAAAACAAGAAAAGUUACAAGGAAAAGGAAGCACAUGGGAGGUUUAUAAAGAGAGUUUGGAAAGAAAUGGAUACUUUGAAGGGUUAAUUUCUGGUUCAAAAGAGUAUAAAAGAUUAAUGGAGAAUGCAGAAAGUUAUUACAAGAAAAGUUCAUUGCAUUCUAGAGAAAGUGAAAUUAUGAGUGCUCCUGUGAAGCGUAUAGAUGAUAUCAUUGCUGAUUGUAAUGUUUCAUUAGAUGAGUUUAAAAAUCAAGAAAUUCCUCCUUCAGAUGAUGAUUCUUGGCUUUAUAAUGGUGAGGAUGAAUUAAAUGCUGCUCUUCUUGAGAGACAACAGGAGAUGGAGUUUUAUGAUAUGAAAAAGAAUAAAAAAAAGAAUAAAGAGGAUGGUGUGGGUCCCUCGUGUUCUUCAGAUUUAAAUGAUUAUGAUCUUGGUGAUAUUGCAAAAUCAAUGCAAGAAUUUGUUCAGAAGAUGUCAAGCUUUGAAGGAGCAGAAGUUCCUGGAAACAGAAAUUCGGAAGAUGUGGAUCUGGAUGUGGAGCGAUUUAUGAAAGAAAUUGAUUCGGUUAUGAAUCCUUCAAAUGGAGAUGAAGAGCUUGAUUCGGAUAUGGAUUUGGAUGAUGAUGAAGACAUUGAAGAUGAUGAUGAUGAUGAAGAUGAAGAAAUGGAUUUCAUGAAUUCUUAUUCUGAUGUUUUGAGUCAGGAACUGAAGAGGACAACACUGGAUAAAAGUUUUGUUCGUGCAAAUGCAAAUGAGAAGGAGUUAAAGAAGGAUGAGGGAACAUCAAAAGUGGAAGAAGAAAAAGAAGAGGAGUUUAGUCGUGUGGAUGUGGAUGUGAACCUUGUGAAGAGUUUGCUUGGUUCGUUUUCUUCUCAAGAGGGGCUACCGGGUCCUGCCUCCAAUUUGCUUGGACUUAUGGGCCUUCAACUUCCACAAGAUCAUAAGGAUAAAUGAUUUUAGAAACUUUAUUUUAUAUGAUAUUUUGUAUAAUACUACACAUACCUUAAUUACUAGGCUGCAGGUUUUGAGAUUUUUAACUCGUUAUUUAAUUAGAGUCUGGUUAUACUGUGACCAGAAAUCAUUCUGUUAACAUUUGUUGUGUGUUAUAAUUUAUUUAAGAUAGACAAAAUUGCAAAAAUGGUCCCUAU
Lactuca saligna is the source of this 2135-nucleotide messenger RNA. Lineage: Eukaryota; Viridiplantae; Streptophyta; Magnoliopsida; Asterales; Asteraceae. The record is from the annotation of a GenBank genome assembly.